Messenger RNA from Nerophis lumbriciformis (worm pipefish), 6023 nucleotides. RefSeq names its product kinesin family member 25 (gene kif25). Gene Ontology annotation, biological process: microtubule-based movement. NCBI's taxonomy places the organism in Eukaryota, Metazoa, Chordata, Actinopteri, Syngnathiformes, Syngnathidae. The record is from RefSeq and is a predicted model, not a curated record. Gene Ontology annotation, molecular function: ATP binding; microtubule binding; microtubule motor activity. Gene Ontology annotation, cellular component: microtubule cytoskeleton.
UUAUUUUUUUACCUCGCUGUAUUUAGUUCGUUUUAGCUGUUAAAAUUGUUACAUUUUUUAUAAAAUCACAUUUUGUUAAACCUACCCUCAAGUAUUAUUCAUAGCAGGCUGUCGAGACAGGUGAAGAGAAUUACGAGUUGUUCCUGGACGUUUCUAAUCGGAUUAGAUGACAUUUGGAGACGGUUUGAGCGUCUGCUAACACUUGAAAGACUAAACCUUACUUUCUUUUCUUCUUUAAACUUCAUAAAAUGCCUCUUUUUGUGAACCGUGACCAGGUUUUUGCUCACCAGGUCCACCUGCUGGAACACAAACUGAGAACUAAAGAAGAGCGGAUACUGGAGUUGGAGACAGAGAAUGCAAUUCUUCAUAUAAGGCUUACAGAGUCCUUGGGGAAACUGCAUCAAGAGCAUGAAGAAAAUACCAAAGCCCUCAAACGUCAACAACAAGAAGAAGAGGAGAAGAAGAUCACCUGCUUAGCAAUCGGCAAACUCAUUUCUGACGUCCAGGCUUUGAAGCAGUGCCUUAGUGAGGUUUUUGCAGUCUAUGUGAGUUUUGCUACUGAGCUGGACGAGCAGAGCAAGCAGCUUCAGAAGGAGCUGACACAACAGGGCAGCUGUUCUCUAAAAGGAUGCGGAGGAAAUGAGAGUCAAAAUUUACAGGCCCAGUUGACGGCUCUGGAGCAUUCUCUGGAGGAGGAGCGGGUGAAGUGCAACGCGGAGAGGCAGAGAAGGAAAGACCUUCAUAACACGCUGGUGGAGCUCAGAGGCAACAUCCGUGUCCACUGCCGAGUGCGCCCUCUUCUACCCUUCGACCACGUCCAGUCCCCGCUUCUUGGGUCAGGGCCAGUGUCCUCGGAGCAAAUUGUGCAUGCGAUCAGUGACGACACAGUGGUAGUCAACUGCAUGAAGGCGGGAGUGCCAGCGCAAAGCAAGAUGUUUGAGUUUGAGAGGGUGCAUGGCCCAGAAGAUUCCCAAGAAACUGUAUUCGAGGAGAUCAAGCCUCUCCUUACAUCUGUGCUGGAUGGCUACAAUGUAUGCAUCAUGGCAUACGGGCAGACAGGAAGUGGGAAGACUCACACUAUGAUGGGAUCCCCUGCGUUGGGCGGCCGCUCAGGGCUGCAGCAAGGAGUCAUUCUCAAGGCCUCUGCUGAGUUAUUUCGGCUGAUCUCCGAGAAGCCUGCCUCCAGCCACACGGUGGAGAUGUCGGUGAUCGAGGUGUACAACAACGAUGUGUUGGACCUGCUGUCUGGAGACGAGCAAGCGAACGUCAGCGCAGUCCAUCGCCGGGAAAGUGUCUCUACAUCCUGCAGUUCCAGCCAAGUCUCCUCCCUCACACAGGAGCCUGUAAGUGAUACUUCUGACGUGAUGCACAUCAUGAGCAGAGUGCUGAAGCUCAGAGCUCAUUGUCCCACUCUAGUGCAUUCCGACUCCUCACGUUCCCACCUCAUUGUCACGCUCACUAUUUUCUCCAAGAGUCCCAAUGUUCGAGCCCUGGCACGCAGGCUGCAGAGCGCCAAGAAGAGCAUUCAACACUCCACACAGGAGCGGUGGAGCCCACGGGAUGAUAGCCUAGGAAGCCCCGCCUCUUCCCCUUGUCCUUCCCCGUCACAGUCUCCCUGCACCUCCCCAAGAUUGGGCACCACCCGGGCUGUGUUCAAGACCAAGCUGCAGUUUGUGGACCUUGCAGGGAGUGAGUGUGUUGAUAUGACUGGAGUUUCAGGCCCAGCCCUGUGGGAGGUAUCCUGCAUCAACCGCAGUCUCUCUGCCCUCUCAGACGUCCUUGGUGCACUGGCCGAGCAGAGAUCUCACAUCCCUUACAGGAACAGCAAGCUGACACACCUGCUCAAGGACGCCAUAGGUGGCGACGCAAAGCUGUUGGUGAUGCUAUGCGUGUCUCCAACACAACGCUACUUCACCGAGUCCCUGCAGACUCUGGGAUUUGGUGCACGGGCCCGCCAGGUCCAACGAGACCCAUCAAGGAAGAAAAGCAACACAUUGAAAGUUAAGUGAGGAAAGAAUGAGAGAAAGUCAAGCCAACAUCCAAGGAAAUAUACACACUGCGAAUGCAACAAAAUAAUUUCCAUCGAUCAACCAACAAUUCAGAACCUUAAACAGUAUAUCAUAUUUUACUACUUAAUCACUUGUUUAUGUAGUGCUACAGUAGCAGUUUUUAUCUACAAUAGUUUAGCAAUUAUCAUAAAAAAGUAACUGCACUGUUUUGGAAUUUUGCCCAUCAUCCACAAUCCUUAUCAGACUUAGACAACAAUUUAUUUAUCCUCAAGGGAAAUUGUUUUAAACAGUAGCUCAAUUACAAGAGGAAAGGAAAGGAUAACUAAACACUCUCGAGGGCACAAAAAAGAGGAUUAAAUGAUAAAUCAAAUGUAGUCGACUAACAACACGAAAUAGAUUGUAAAUAACAACAGCAGCAAUAGAAUGGGACAUCUUAAAAAAUAGAUAAAUUACAAGUAAGUCCAUCCAUCCAUCCAUUUUCUACAGCUUGUCCCUUAAUACAACCUAAAUAUACAUUAUGAACAAAGAAAGGUGUGGUAACGUUAAAGCAGAUUAGUAACAGACAAGAACGCUCUAUUACCGUACGAAGAGUGUUUGUACAGCUGGACGGAGUGCGGACUGAAGGAGUUCUUGUAGCGUUCACUAUAGAAACCAAGCUGGAGAAGCCUGUUGGAGUCUGAGCGCCGCUGUCCUUUAAUUAUCUGGUGGAAUGGGUGGGCAGAAUUGCCCAUGAUGCACAGCAGUUUGUCCAGUGUCCUCCUGUCACUCACUGAGACAAACGCCGCCAACUGCGUGCCAAUAGUUUGGCCGGAUUUUUGGAUCAGUUUGUCCAGCCGACUUAUGUCAGUUUUGCUGGUGCUGUUCCCACAGCCAACCAAAGCAAAGUACAGGAACUGGCUACCACAGAAUGGUAGAAGAUCUCCAACAGCUUGCUACACAUAUUGAAGUACCUGAGCUUUCUCAGGAAGUAUCUAGUAUGCUCAUGCCCUGCUGUCCUUCUAGUCCAGUUUGCUGUUCAAGUGGACUCCCAGGUACUUUUAGUGCUUCCCAGGUACUUCUAAUACUUAUGUGUGUUCUAAAUAAAUAAAAAACUGCUAGUAAGAAGCUAUAAAGCAAUCAAAAAACUUCCAACAACACUCAAUUUACAUGCCGUGACCUACGUAUUGACCAACUUAGAGUGACAUUGUUAUUUUAAAAACUAACACAAAGGAACUACUUUUCUGGCAUAGUGAAAUAUCACCUUGCUCACACUGCUCCUCUGACCACUAGUGAGUAGCCAACUACCAGCUACUAGCUUGCAUGAGCAUUGAGCUGCUUCUGCUGCUGCUGUAUUGCCUUUAAAUUUUUAAAAGUUUCGAUUUUACAACAUUUUAUAAAUCAUGCAUCUCACCUGUAUAGGAGAAAGUUGUGGCAUCAAGCAGAGAGGUUUGUCAACUUUGAAAAUCCACACGCUACCAACUUCAUACUACAAGGCUCUCAACAAAUGGAACACAGCAUAAGAAGCAUUUUGAGGUGGAGUAUUAUUCUGAAUUUAACAGCCCAAGCAAAAGUCCUGAAAUAUACAAUCAGUUGGCAUCCAAGUGAGAGCGGAGAUUGUAAGUCACUCUUGUAUGUACUUAUUAUUUUACAUUUAGUGAUAGUGCUAAUUGAUAAUGUUCUAAGGCUCUCAAGAAGUCUGCCAUUAGUGGUAGCAAACACAGAAAGUGCUCCCUGUGUUGUUGACAUUGAUUUCACAGAGUGCAUAAAAACGUACACUAUAGUUUACUAUGCACUCUGUGAAAUGAAUGCGGCCAGAAAAAAAGUUUUUGCUUAAAAUGAGCAAAAUACUGUAAAUAUUACUUGUUAUCAUUAAUGUGCUUGCUACUACAUUACAUACUGGACAUACUUGCAGCAUGUAUAUAAAAAAAAUGGUGUUCAAGGUUUUUAGAAGUCUUUAUAAACAAAAGAGAUCAUAUCCCCAUUACCUGCAUUUUUAGCCACCUCUUGGUAUCAGUUUUUUAUGACUUAGAAUGCGCAGAAAAGGAAAGAGGAAAACAUGUGUAUUCUUAUUUCACAUAAGGAUUGUGAAUGAUGGGCAGUUCCUUUUUAAUGGUUUUAGCACUCAACUCGAUGUGACAAACAAUUUGACCCUUGGUCACUCUGAAUUAUCUUUGGAAAGGCAAAUCCUGCAAUAAAGUGUGACAACUCCUUAACCACUGCCCUAGCUAUUGUUGACCCGAGUGGAUUGGCAGCAGGAUAUCUGGUGCUCAGACACAUACCUGUGAGGAUCAAUUUACACCCAGAUUUUGCACAAGGCAAAGUCACACAGUCCACAAGAUGUUCAAACGGCUCACUUCACUUACCGCUGGAAUAGGCUGCAACGGAGUAGGCUUUACAGCAUUUUCUGAUUUGGCCUUCCUGUCAACUAACAUUCAACAUGAUAAAGUUUAUUCAUAAGCAGCAGGGCUGUCCCUAGGCUUUGUGUGGCCCUACACAAAAUUUAGUUUGUAACCCCAUUAUGGUCUUUAAUAUUACUUAUUUAUUAUUAUUAUUAAACUCCUGAAGGUCCCCAACCACACCCCUAACCUAACGUCACGGCACUACAUACACACUUAAUGUGUGUUCAUUCAUUAAAAAAAUAAUUAUUGCUUUUAUUUUGUUAAAACUAGCCUUUUAAAACACAUGUAAAAACCUGAAUAAGGUUUUUGCAUGCAGCUUAUAAUGUCUCCAACAUUUUCUAUAGAAAAUAACUUUAAUAAGGUUUUUAAUUUUAUAAAGAUUGUAUUAACAUACAGUAUAUAGAUUAUAUUAUUUCAAACCAAUUUCCUCUUGCAUGAAUGCACUCCCACCCAUCAAUCAUUGUAUCUGUCCUUCUAUACAUGUGCCAAUCUUCCCAAUGGGAUGACCCAAGCACAUCUACUGUGAUCAUUUACCAUGAAUUGAUUACGUGUACUUAAACAAGUUGAAAAACUUAUUCGGAUGUUACCAUUUAGUGGUCAAUUGUACGGAAUAUGUACUGUACUGUGCAAUCUACUAAUAAAAGUUUCAAUCAAUCAAUCAAUCAAUCAAAUCAGAAAGCCCACAAUAUUUACAUGUUUAUGUCUUAGUUUCUUCAUCAAUAAUGUGUUUUAUCAAGCGUUUGAACCAGUGGCGUCGUUAGGCCUUUUUAGGGGGGCAUAUGGCUGACUAAAUAUUCUCCACCCCCCCGCCAAAUUAUCUGAUGUUAUUUUAUUUCUCAAUCAAUCAAUCAAUCCGUCAAUUAAACUUUAUGUAUAAAGUGCUUUUUGAACAUAAAAUAAAAUGCAACACAGAGUGCUUUACAGACUUAAAAACAAUGCCUCGAUGACCCACCUCCCCCCAUUAUCAGUCACAUGCACACACACAGAGGAGCCAGGUGAAAAAACACUAUCACGGGAGCCAUCUUCACCAGAAAAUCACCAGACCAUGGCCAACAAGAUGCUGACACAAAGCACCCGCGAUAGCCAUGGCUGAUAAAAGCCCUGAUUUUGGGGUAUUUCUUUUACAAUAUAAGGUCGACAAAUUCAACAUAAAGUAGCCUGAAUGUGAACUUUAAUAACCAUACAACCUUUCAUUAUUUACUUAAACACAAUUAUAAAUCUGUCAAAUUUCCAUUUCUAUUUUCAUUUAGUGUAAGGUAGAGAUUAGCUGAUUCAUGUAGAAUUAGCAUUAGUGAAUAAUGAUCAUAACAAUAUACCAUUAUUUUAACUAUUAUUAUAAUUCAUGUAUCUAAUUGAUGCCUAAAAAAAUUUGUGAUGCCCCUUUUCCAAACUUUAACGAAGGUUCCUUUUCGGAUGUGCUGUAAUAAAACAACUGGAAAUAUGUGAUGCAUUACAUUGUAUCGUAUGCAUGUUCGAAAUAAACUGAAACUGAACUGAACUGAACUGAAUGCACCACAAUUAUGUGCUAUGAGAUGCAAAAGUCAAACUUAAACAUAACUUUGUAUGACGCUGCCACAAAUAGAUGUAUCAUGUUUUUAGCCAACGUCUUGUCACCUCAUCCUGGUUGCCAAAUGUU